GGCCGCUGGUCUCCUUCCAGAUCACAACCGCAUCCUCUGGGUCUAGCAGACCAGUGGCCAUCCUCUUCCAGCCUCCAGGACAGUAUUUGAUUCCUCCAGUAUGUCGUCGUCUUCUUCCAGCCCAAGUACCUCUUCUUCAUCGUCAGCUUCUCUAAGCGAAAAUGAAAGUAAAAUAAACCUCUUAUGUACCAGCUCAUCUGAGUUGGUCUUACAGCCACAAAGUGAAGACUUUACCAAAGAUUUGUCUUGUACCCUGUGCCUGGAAUGGUUUAAAGAUCCAGUGAUAUUGCCUUGUGGCCACAACUACUGUAAAUCCUGCAUUGAAGGCAUUUGGGUCAAGAUGGUAGUCUGCUCCUGUCCCGAGUGCCAAGCAGAGUUUCCAAAUAAGCAGUACAUUGCUAACUCUGUGUUAGGAAAGGUAGUAGAAAGAAUCCAGGCCUUUCACAUAGAGAGAUUCCAGCAGAAAUGCAGGGAACACUCUGAGCCCAUUACACUGUUCUGGAAGAUGGAUGGGAAACUGGCGUGCUUUCUCUGCAGAGAUUCCCAGAAGCCUGAAGAUCAAAGCUCCCAAUUCCUUCUCCUGUCAGAUGCUGUGCAAUUGUAUGUGGAACACCUGAUCUCAGCCAGAACUCAAGUGGAGUCCACUCUGCAGGAAUUAAAAACAGUGAAAAAUGCUCAGCAAGAGAAGAUCUCUUGUCACAAAGAAAACAAGAUGCUUCUUCAACAAAACAUCAGCUUACAGUGUCUAAAACUUCACCAGUUCCUUCAUAGCAGGGAGAGAAGAUUAAUGAAUGAACUGCAGGAAGAGGGGAAGAUCUGCCUUCAAGAAAUGGAGGCAAAUCUAAAUAUUCUCCAAGAAAAGUGUCACCAAGCAAAGGAGACACUGUUACGCAUUCAGUCCCGGCUUUACCAGCACAAUUCCAUCAGCUUCCUAACAGGUAUAAAACCCUUUAUGGAAAGCUUGGAGAAAAAUAUAUCCACUCUAUCUAAGGGGGACAUGGUCUCCCAAGAGCUGAACCUGGGACAACUCAAAGGUCCAAUCCAAUACACUUUGUGGAAGGGCAUGAAAUCCAUCCUCAACCCAGGUCUGUCCUCUAUAACUCUGGACCCUAAUACAGCACAUCCAAAUCUCAUUCUGUCUGAAGAUCUGACUUGUGUGAGACAUGACAACACAAAACAGAUGCUCCCAGACACUCCAGAGAGGUUUGACUCCAGUGUUGCUGUCCUGGGAUCUGAAGGGUUCACCUCAGGGAAACAUUAUUGGGAAGUGGAAGUAAAGAACAAGACAAAAUGGACUUUGGGAGUGGUUAAGGAGUCCAUUAACCGGAAAGGGAACAACACAUUAACACCCAUGGAUGGAUACUGGCUUAUAAAGCUGAGGAACAGGAAUGAACUUAAAGCACUGGAUAGACUCACAAUGAGUCUGACACUGAAUACUAACCUUUCUAAGGUUGGGGUGUAUCUGGACUACGAGGGGGGACAGGUGUCCUUUUAUAAUGUUAAUAGGAUGUCUCAUAUCUAUACUUUCAUGGACACUUUCACAGAGAAAAUUUACCCAUACUUUUGUCCAUGUUUGAAUGACUCUGGAGAGAACAGUGAACCACUGAAAAUAUUCAGCAAGAGGGACCAGAUGUAACAGCAACUCCACUGGCAAAACACAUGUUUGUAGACACCAGUGUUUGAAGCCAUAGGCCUUAUAAAAUUAAUAGCAUGCCAUUCUCUAAAACUGGUGAAUAUGCUGCAUAUAGCUUUGCAGUCCCUUCCAA
Alligator sinensis (Chinese alligator) is the source of this 1766-nucleotide messenger RNA. It is a transcript of the gene TRIM69, whose product is annotated as tripartite motif containing 69. Lineage: Eukaryota; Metazoa; Chordata; Crocodylia; Alligatoridae. Gene Ontology annotation, molecular function: protein binding. The coding region runs from base 101 to 1636 and encodes 511 amino acids. The record is from RefSeq and is a predicted model, not a curated record. The transcript has 7 exons.